Messenger RNA from Triplophysa dalaica, 2035 nucleotides. RefSeq names its product leucine aminopeptidase 3 (gene lap3). Gene Ontology annotation, biological process: proteolysis. Gene Ontology annotation, molecular function: metalloaminopeptidase activity; manganese ion binding. Gene Ontology annotation, cellular component: cytoplasm. The record is from RefSeq and is a predicted model, not a curated record. Bases 94 to 1650 code for a protein of 518 amino acids. NCBI's taxonomy places the organism in Eukaryota, Metazoa, Chordata, Actinopteri, Cypriniformes, Nemacheilidae. The transcript has 13 exons.
CUAUCAAUAACGCCAUUCCUGAUGUCACGUGUUGAGCUUUCUAAGAAUUGUCUGUUGAUUCAGAUUUAAGUCUUUUUCAGUAAUUUAGUGACGAUGCUGAUGCCGUUUAAAAGCGUAUUGCUUUCUGCAAUACGAAAACAUAAUCGUCGACUGUUUUCACGUUCUAAUGCCACCUCAAGUGCAAAGAAAGGUUUAGUUUUAGGCGUGUAUGAGACAAAGUCAGACAGUGAUCGGAUACAUUUCACGGAGUCUGCGGCCGCGAUUGACAGAUCACUCGCUGGAAAGCUGUCAGAACUGCUCUCGUUAUCUGGACCUCCUCUGAAGACAGGAAAGAGCAGGAUCUUUUAUGGUUUACAUCAGGACUUUCCUAGUGUAGUUGUCGUGGGUCUUGGUAAGAGUGAUGCAGGUGUAUGUGGGAGAGAGAACUGGGAUAAUCGUAAGGAAAGCGUCCGUGCUGCGGUGUCAGCGGGCUGCAGGCAGCUCCAGGAUCUGCAGGUUGCUGAAGUCGAGGUGGACCCAUGUGGAGAUGGGCAGUCAGCAGCAGAGGGUGCUGUGCUCGGCCUUUUUGAGUACGACGAUCUCAAAACCAAGAAGAAGAUCCGCGUCACGACUCAACCACAUGGGAGCAGUGUGGACUCUGCAUCAUGGCAGAAAGGUGUUCUGUAUGGGGAAGGCCAGAACCUAGCCAGACGAUUGAUGGAAGCGCCAGCCAAUUACAUGACUCCUACAGUAUUCGCAGACACGAUAGAACAGAAGCUCUCACCCUUUGCAGAUAGAGUUACUGUCCAUAAGAGGCCUCAGUCUUGGAUUGAAAGUGAGCAAAUGGGGGCAUUCCUCAGUGUGUCCAAAGGUUCAGAGGAGCCUCCUGUCUUUUUGGAGCUGCAUUACAAAGGCGCUUUAGACUCUUCGCAACCUCCCCUUGUGCUGGUGGGUAAAGGAAUCACCUUCGACAGUGGUGGAAUCUCUCUGAAGCCAUCAUCAGGCAUGGAUGCCAUGAGAGCAGAUAUGGGCGGAGCUGCCACUGUGUGUUCUGCUAUUGUCACUGCAGCCGCCCUAAAACUACCAGUCAACAUCAUCGGUUUGGCACCAUUGUGCGAAAACAUGCCGAGUGGAAAAGCAAACAAGCCGGGUGAUGUUGUCCGGGCCAAAAAUGGCAAAACCAUCCAGGUCGAUAACACAGAUGCAGAAGGCAGAUUGAUUCUAGCUGAUGCCCUAUGUUAUGCUCAUAAUUUCAGUCCUAGAGCAAUAAUCAAUGCAGCUACACUUACAGGUGCCAUGGAUGUUGCCUUGGGUUCUGCUGCAACAGGAGUGUUCACUAAUUCAGACUGGCUGUGGGAACGACUGCAUAAGGCCAGUAUUGUUACUGGUGACAGGGUGUGGAGGAUGCCGCUGUUUCAGCACUACACCAAACAAAUAAAAGACAGUGCAUUGGCAGACCUGAACAACGUUGGAAAAUACAGCCGUUCUGGAGGUGCCUGUACAGCUGCCGCCUUCCUGAAAGAGUUUGUGACAGCUGAUUGUUGGGCUCAUCUGGACAUCGCGGGUGUGAUGACCAACAAGGAUGAAGUUCCCUACCUGCGGAAAGGAAUGUCUGGAAGACCAACGCGCACUUUGGUGGAACUUGCUGCUCUCUUGGCUUCUGAACAUUAAUGUGUCCUCUUUGUGACUUUUGACCAGGAUGGAUUACAAAUGAAUCCAUCGGUUUCAAUUUGACAGGAUCCGUUAGAAAUAUAUAUUAGCCUUAAAGUACGCUGACUCCUACAAGUCAGUAAAGUCCGAGUUUGGAAAAGUUACUGUGUUUGAAGCACAGUGUCCAAUGGAAACUGCUCAAAGUCACUUUUAGAAACUACCACGGUUUAACUGGAACAGUUGUGUUGCUGAACAUUAAGGUUAGAUACUGAAAGAGAAACCGGUCUGAAGUAUUGCAAUUUAAAUGAUAUUGUUUUAACAGGCUGCUCAAGGUUUGAAGAAUCUUAAAAGUUAUGCAUGCUGAUAUUUUUUUGUACCCACAAAAAAUAAAAAUCAUGACUAUGAA